Messenger RNA from Lathyrus sativus (Indian pea), 345 nucleotides. The record is from the annotation of a GenBank genome assembly. Lineage: Eukaryota; Viridiplantae; Streptophyta; Magnoliopsida; Fabales; Fabaceae.
AUGGGAAACUGUUGCAAAGCAGCAUCGUCAAUGGAGUGGGGUGGAGAGGAUUGGGAAUCUUUGAAGGUGCAUGACGAAGCUGUUCAUCAGAAUAAGGAGAAUGAUGUAUUGGGAAAGCUUAGAGAUUCUUGUGAUGUAAACGGGAAAGUGACGUUGAAAAUUUCAAGGAGGGAGCUAGCUGAGUUAUUAGGAGCGAUUCAACAGCCGCAGAAGCAGAUGAAGAAGAAGAAGAAGGAAUUAGGUUCUGCAGAAGAAGUUCUUUAUCGGUUAAUUAAAGCAAAAGAUCAUGGAAUUGUAAGUAAGCACUGGAAACCGAUGCUAGAGUCAAUUCCUGAAAGUUACUAA